Messenger RNA from Serpula lacrymans var. lacrymans S7.9, 1512 nucleotides. RefSeq lists its product as uncharacterized. Gene Ontology annotation, biological process: peptidyl-serine phosphorylation; signal transduction. The record is from RefSeq and is a predicted model, not a curated record. The coding region runs from base 115 to 1365 and encodes 416 amino acids. NCBI's taxonomy places the organism in Eukaryota, Fungi, Basidiomycota, Agaricomycetes, Boletales, Serpulaceae. Gene Ontology annotation, molecular function: ATP binding; cAMP-dependent protein kinase activity. The transcript has 6 exons. Gene Ontology annotation, cellular component: cAMP-dependent protein kinase complex.
AGGGUCAAAGCGUCUCUCGUCCACAUCUUAUUGAUCUCAGUCCAAGCACGGAGGUCAGAAAACCCUUCUUGACCCUCUCCCCCAACCUUCUCCUCUACUUCAUCCAUCUCCACCAUGCGUUCUCCUGCACAAACUUCUGGCAAAAAGGGCAAAAAAACCAGUAUCACUAAACAUCCCGCUCGCAAUCCGAAGAAGGCUAGCCUAGGUCAGCCAAAGAAUCACAAUAAGCCGGUGUCCCAGGGCAUAGGAUGUGUAAACGCUCAGAGCGCUAAAUAUCAUUUGAAUUCGCUGCAAGGUGCAGGCACUGCAACGCCAGUUCAUCUCAUAGAUCCACGCCCCCCGCCGUUAUCUCUGAAAGACUUGGAAUGUCUGUCGACACUAGGUCAAGGAGCCUUCGGUAGUGUCCUUCUGACACGCGUACGCCGUCGGGAGCCAGCCAACGUCUUGGAUAAACCAGGCUCCCUAUUCGCCGUGAAGGUUUUCACGAAAGAGAGUAUGCGUGAUUUUGACAGGCAAUCCCCCGAAGACACCCACAGCGAAAGAGGCCGCCUUUCAGAGCUUCCUUGGAGUCCUUGGAUUAGCGGAGUCGUCGCAACUUUUCACGACGAACUUAAUCUCUACCUCGCGCUAGAGUUGACCCCCUGUGGAACUUUCCACGACUUGCUUGUCAAGCAAGGCCCGUUCAAUGCGUCCACCGCACGUUUCUAUUACGCCAACAUCGUUUGCGGAUUAUCUUUCUUGCACGAUCAUGGCAUCGUACAUCGUGAUCUGAAACCAGGCAACAUACUACUGGGCUCAGACGGCUAUCUUCGGUUAGCAGAUUUUGGAUACGCUAAAGAAGAAGACUACGAGUCGCCAGGAUGGGCUAUGAUAGGUACACCCGUCUACAUGGCGCCAGAAGUGCUCCAGUGGCAAGCAAUGACUGGACGAGGUAUUGAUUGGUGGGCAAGUGGUGUUAUACUAUACGAGAUGGUCGUAAAGAAAUUGCCGUUCUAUGCCAAAGUUGACACUCGCAUCUUCAAGAGAAUAGAGAGCGGCAAAUACAAGUGGCCCAGGCACCUGCGCGUCGGCGGCUCUCUCAAAUCACUGGUCGCCGGGCUCCUGACGUUUGAAGCCGCAGAACGUCUCGGCACUUAUGGAGCAUGGGACAUUAUGAAUCAUGCCUGGCUUAGAAAUAUCAACUGGGAUACCAUGUUCAGACGGCAAUACCUUGCUCCAUACAUUCCUCGAGAACCGUCUCACGACCAGAUUUGGCUAAAGAAUCCCUUGCCAGAACAGCAUACCGUUCCCGGCCUCCAUGUUGUGCGCCCGCCCGUUCACAGACAGCACGACUUGCGGCUUCCAAAAAAGAGACCUGAUUACUAGUAGAUUUGCCUGUGACAGGCCACAUAUCUUAUUGUCCAGACUCUACAUUGAUCUUACUUGUAUUUUUACGCUAUCACCAUCAUCUGAUCCCCAUAACUUCUGUGGUCGCAUAAUUUGAUUUAGGUCUCCUUGUCACAUCAGGGGUAA